Molecule: messenger RNA, 906 nt
Organism: Panicum virgatum (switchgrass)
Lineage: Eukaryota; Viridiplantae; Streptophyta; Magnoliopsida; Poales; Poaceae
Exons: 1
Coding region: 14-808 (264 amino acids)
Biological process (GO): root development; shoot system development
Source: RefSeq, a predicted model, not a curated record
UCUACCAGCAGCAAUGGCUCCCAGCUUCGGCCGCUCCAUCUCCUUCCCGAUCAGCCCCAGGCCCCGCGCCGCCGCCUGCCACGUCCGCUCCAUCAGCCUCCCCUGCCGCUCCCACCCGCUCCUCGCGCACCUCCACACCCAGACCGCCGCCGCCCGCUUCUGGGCCGCCAACCCCACCGCGCCCUCGUCCGGCCUCGCCCACGUCGACGCGCUCCACGCCGCGCUCGCCGAGCUCCUCCUCCUCCCGGAGCCCCAGGACGCGGUGCGCAGCGCCGCCUCCGACCGCCUCCUCGACGCCUUCCUCCUCCUCGCCGACGCGCACCGCGGCUUCCAGGAGGCGCUCCUCGCGCUCAGGCACGACGCGGCCGACGCCCGGGCCGCCCUCCGGAGGCGCGACGCCGCCAGGCUCGCGUCCGCCGCGCGCUCCCAGCGCAGGAGCGAGAAGGAGAUCGCCCGCCUCGCCGCGGCCGUGUCCUCCGUCGCCGCCGCCGCCAAGUGCGCGCGCCUCACCGAGGAGACCGAGAUGGCCGCCGCGCUCAUGGAGGCGGCGGCCGCCAGCGCCGCGGCCUCCGCGGCCGUCUUCUCGGCCGUCGCGUCCAUGUCGGCGGCCGCGUCCUCUUCCAAGAAGACAGCGACCUUCGCCGCCUUCGCCAAGAAGGCCGCGCCGGUGGCGGCCGAUGUGGCGCCGGAGAAGCUCGAGGAGCUUGAGCAGUGCAUUGACGAGUGCGAGAGCGGCAGCGAGAUGAUGUUCAGGAGCAUUGUUCGGACUAGGGUGUCAUUGCUCAACAUUCGUACUCCGGCAAUUUAACUGAAAUUAGAGAACCAUCACCAAGAGAAAGCUAAUUAAUUAACUGAUGUACACUAGUAGCUAGAGAUCAGUAUAUACUGUACAGAAAACAUAUAUAC